This is a messenger RNA of Cimex lectularius (bed bug), 1665 nucleotides long. RefSeq names its product UPF0565 protein C2orf69 homolog. The record is from RefSeq and is a predicted model, not a curated record. The coding region runs from base 386 to 1330 and encodes 314 amino acids. The transcript has 8 exons. Lineage: Eukaryota; Metazoa; Arthropoda; Insecta; Hemiptera; Cimicidae. Gene Ontology annotation, cellular component: mitochondrion.
CGGUUAUAAAUUUGACAAGCAUAGUACUGGUUGAUGAUUAGGUCGACUCCUUGUUCAUCUUUUCACAUGAUUUAAGCGGCCCUGUAACAUUUUUUUCCUACCCAACAUAUUACUCAUAUUUUCAUGUAUUACUCUUUUAAUAGAUAUAUGUUGUGUCUUUCAUAACAGGAUUGCAUUCGAAGUUUUAAAUGCAAUCAGUGUUUUAAAAACUGUUUUGCUACCAUUAUUUAUAUUUUAUUUUUCUAUAAUUUCUAAGAUCAUAUUUAUUUAAAGUUCUAAAGCCUUACUGUAAUUUGUUUAUUUAAUCAACACUGGAUAAGUCAGGUUUGCAUCCUUCCUGGUGAACCCAUGAUGUGUCAUCAGCCACUGACAAGUACACUAUUUUAUGCCAGUUAUUCAAAAGUGUGAAUUGUAUAGUUCCUUGGAAUAUACAAUGACGAUUCCUGUCCGUUUGGCUAGAGUCAGUGGCUAUCAGGGCAGGACCAACGAUGUUGUUUACCUUUAUCCAAAAAUGAUUCCAGCAGAUUCUGUGGUCAUUUAUUUUGGAGGUGAUGUCCAGGAUUUUCCAGAGAACAUGGAGUCACACCGAGAUAACAAAAGCUAUGUCAAAUGGAAUCUUGAAAAUAUGGCAACCAUUCUACAAGGAAAAUUUGAAACGAGUCACAUAGUUGUUGUAAGGCCUUCGAGAUUAGCGUCUCAUAAGCUAGCAACAUUUAUGGAAUUGCUUUCACCAGAACAGGAGCAGAGAAGGAUGGAGUUUAAAAUGUUUGGUUGCUAUGAUAACUUUGUGCCUUGUAACAACACUGGAGCUCCAGACCAUACACCAAUGCAUUAUGCCUUAUUGCACCUGGACAGAUUAGUGCAAAAUAUUUCAUUGAAACUCAGUGAACAGGAUAGCACAAAAGGACUCCACUUAGAUCAAUGUGAUUAUAUUCUCAUAGGGUUUAGCAAAGGCUGUGUUGUUCUUAACCAAAUUCUCUACGAAUUCCACUAUUUGAAAACCCUUACCCCAGAUGACGAAUCUUUAGCUAUCCUUGCAAGUAAAGUCAUAGAGAUGUAUUGGUUAGAUGGAGGACACUCAGGUGGAAAGAAUUCAUGGAUUACAUCUCGAAGUCUCCUUGAGACCUUAUCUAGGCUAGCUAUUAUUAUCCACAUUCAUGUGACUCCGUAUCAAGUGAAUGAUGACCGCAGGCCUUGGAUAAGAAAGGAGGAGAGAGUCUUUUUUGAUUCUUUGCGAAAAAUGGGAGCACACGUUAAUCGAACAUAUCAUUUUGAAAACCAAGUUCCAAACCUUAGAACACAUUUCGAAGUUCUAAAUGAUUUCAAAUAGUCCUUUUUUUAAAAACUGUUUACAAAUUUAUUCAAAAAUAACAAUUUUUAUUAAACUAUUUUUAAUUGUGUGUGCAUGUGUGAGUGAAAAUGUGUGUGUAUGGGUGUCCACAAACGUGAAUACAACCAACCACAGUUAAAAUGAAUAAAUGUUACACUGCAAUCUUUGUACUAUUGUUUAGAAAACCUAACUAGUCAUAAUGAAUAAUUAUGAGCUAAAUUUUUUGAGUUUUAUAUAAGGAACUGAUUUGGUAUAAUGUUUUACCAUGUUAUUAAUGUUUUUACCAUGUACUUAUUGAACUUUACUGUAAAUAAAUAAUCAUUUUAAUAUUUUAA